Messenger RNA from Dioszegia hungarica, 1731 nucleotides. Its product is annotated as putative metal ion transport-related protein. Gene Ontology annotation, cellular component: Golgi apparatus; endoplasmic reticulum; perinuclear region of cytoplasm. Bases 1 to 1731 code for a protein of 576 amino acids. NCBI's taxonomy places the organism in Eukaryota, Fungi, Basidiomycota, Tremellomycetes, Tremellales, Bulleribasidiaceae. Gene Ontology annotation, biological process: vacuolar transport; metal ion transport; ubiquitin-dependent protein catabolic process. The record is from RefSeq and is a predicted model, not a curated record. The transcript is spliced from 4 exons.
AUGUCGCGAUAUCAACCCGUCCCGUCCUCGUCCUCGCCCCCUUCGGGAUCGGCUCGUCGAUCUGGCUCCAUAUCGACACUUCGCCGCCCGUCCAUCUCGUCCCUUUCUUCAUUCCGACCCUCCCGGCCCCACGCUCCUUUGCCCGAUCCGGACGAGAUGGACCGAGCCUUUGACGGGCCCGACGAGGAUGACGAUCUAGAGCAUGGCGGGGAGACACGAGGGUUAUUAGCGAGCCACCCGGCCGCGCGCGCAGAUCGCGAACGCGUGAUGCCAGUCCCUGGAGAUUACGAUUUCGAGCGCGACUAUACGCAACCCCCGUCUUCCUCGUCCCCGCCUGAAUAUCAAUUCCCGCACGACGCCUCGAACCCCGCCGAGGGGAAUACAAAUGGCCAGCUCCCCCUCUCGCCAGCGGUCCGGCCUGGUCAAGCACGCCAUUUCCUCGGUGGGAUUUUACCUUCAGCGUUUCUGCCAAGACGGGCGAGUGCGGCGGCGGGCGGGAGAGUGUUGGGCGCGGGGCAGUCGGGGGUGUUUGGGAACCUGGCGGCGAGGCCGGGGCAGGAGAUGGUUGUUCCUCCACCGGGAGUGGAUUAUGUACCAGAGCUAGAAUCAAAGGAUGCUCCUCCUACCUACCAAGCCGCAUUGAGGGACGCGGUACCUCCCUACUGGGACACAACGGUCGUUCUCCCCAGCUCCAACUCGCCGUUCGGUCCCCUCCAUUCGUCGAUGAGCGGGGACGAGAUCCUGAUCGACGGGAUGCCUACCGGCAAUUUCUUUGGAUUCUUCUGGAACUUGAUUGUCUCCUUUUCAUUCCAAUUCGUCGGCUUCCUCCUCACCUACGUCCUCCACACGACCCACGCGGCCAAGUACGGCUCUCGCGUUGGGCUCGGGUGCACCCUCAUUCAAUUCGGCUUCACCCUCCGAUCCCGCGCUGAAGACCUUAUAUCGACCGGCCACUUCCCCGCCUCAUCCCCCGGAUCGGAACCUACCGACCCCACCGCGCAGACGCCCGAAGAAGUCGCAGCCGAACAAGCGAUCGAAGCGCUCUGGGGACCCGGCUCGCCCUGGCCCGCGCAAAUCAAAGACCCCCUCCUCCCGCCCGGUUCACCCCCUGUGAUCCUGCACAAUAUCCACGAGGCGGAGAUUUACGCGCUGGGGCAUAAUGAGACGCUGAGCGAGAUGCUGCAGCUGCCGAGUGCGCAGGAUGUGGGGCGCGCGAACGAGUGGUUUAGCUUUCUGUUGAUGAGCGUGGGGUGGUUUUUGAUUCUGACGAGCUUGGGGGGAUGGUGGAGAGUCAAGAGGUUUGAGAGGGGGUUGAGGACGGCGCAGAGGGAGAGCGAGGCGGCGCAGGCCGAGGCGGCGGCGGGACGGGGGGAGGGGGAGGCGGUCACCACUUCGACGAGCGGAGCGGUGGGUGGAGGGGGAGGGGGAAUAGGACCAAGAGAUCCGAGGUACUAUACCAACGCGCUAAGGGACUGGGCGGCGGGAUUGAGGGAUAUCCAGAGGGGGUUUUAUGGGAUGCGGGGGCGGCCCGUUCCGACCAGAGAUGAGGGGGAUGGGGACGAGCACGAGUUGUUGGAUGCGCAGGGGUUCGGGCUGGGGCCUCUUGCGAGCGACGAGGCGGGCCCGCCGCCGGCCCGUACUCGGGUGGGCGGACUGUAUCCUAUGUCUAGGUCGGGACAGGGGCAGGGGGACGGCCAGAGGGGGAGGCCGAGGGGUCUCUGGGGUGUCUAG